Nerophis lumbriciformis (worm pipefish) is the source of this 650-nucleotide messenger RNA. It is a transcript of the gene rabif, whose product is annotated as RAB interacting factor. Gene Ontology annotation, cellular component: cytosol; membrane. Gene Ontology annotation, biological process: small GTPase-mediated signal transduction; post-Golgi vesicle-mediated transport. The record is from RefSeq and is a predicted model, not a curated record. Gene Ontology annotation, molecular function: guanyl-nucleotide exchange factor activity; zinc ion binding. NCBI's taxonomy places the organism in Eukaryota, Metazoa, Chordata, Actinopteri, Syngnathiformes, Syngnathidae.
GGAGGAAUUGUUUUCAGUCGAGCCUAUUUACUGGGCGGUAACGCUCAAACCCAGCCCGAAAUGCUACACUCGCUUUAGCUAACCUAUCAGUUUUUUUAUAUAUAUAUUUAGUCGUGGGCGGUUACAUUUUUUCUUUUUCUUAGAGCUCAGGAUGGACCUGAAACCACAGGCUAAAGACAGCAUGGACCGGGCAGACUUGGUUUCUGAGGACGGGAAGAACAGCAAGUCUGUAUUGUGUCAACGCUGCGGGUCCAAGGUGCUGUGUCCUGGAACGGCUGUGUUUGCAGAGAAAGAGCUGAUCCUGCCAUCCAUGCGUAAAAAGAGCAGCCUCAGCCCCACAGACGGCUCGGUGGACGGGGACACACUGACCGCCCACUGGUUAGUGGGGGAAAUGUUUGAUUUUGAGAACGUGGGCUUCACGAACGACGUGGGGAGGAUCAAAUAUCUCAUCUGUGCAGACUGUGAGAUCGGACCCAUCGGCUGGCACUGUUUGGAUGACAAGAGAAGUUACUAUGUGGCCAUAGAGCGAGUCAAUCAUGCAUAGCGCCAUCACACAGGAAGUGACUUUUAAACCCUCAGAAACUUGCUCCACUCACACAUUUGAUUCCUGCUGUUCAGUAAAUGGUAUGAUUAAUAAAAGAUGAACAUGG